Messenger RNA from Quercus lobata, 4089 nucleotides. RefSeq names its product Peptidase M50 family protein. Bases 106 to 1743 code for a protein of 545 amino acids. Gene Ontology annotation, cellular component: cytoplasm; membrane. The transcript has 10 exons. Gene Ontology annotation, biological process: membrane protein intracellular domain proteolysis; regulation of response to endoplasmic reticulum stress. The record is from RefSeq and is a predicted model, not a curated record. Gene Ontology annotation, molecular function: metalloendopeptidase activity. Lineage: Eukaryota; Viridiplantae; Streptophyta; Magnoliopsida; Fagales; Fagaceae.
UUGUUGUUGUCAAGAUUAAAUUGAAUUUUAGCAUUUAAUUCCACACACACUUUCCGAAAGAAUCUGAGAGUGAGUCAGGAAGAGAAGAAGAGACAGUGGUGAGUGAUGGAAGGAAGGCGAAUGAGAAGGUUUGGAAGGGGUGUACACAGUAACACUCGAUCUCACUCUCCCUCUCUUCUUCCCCUACACACCACACCCAGCCACAACAUCUCCAACUCCAUUUCUUGUUGGUAUUGUGACUAUAAAAUCACUGCUCUCAAUCAACCCCUUUUCCGUUUUGGUCGAAGCUACGCCAGGGCUUUGAGGGUGUGGUUUUCCAUUGGGGUUGGUUUUAGCCUAACUGCACUGUUUGGUGUUACUAUGAUUCUCCUAUGGGAAUUAGGCAAAGCCCUGCAUCUUAUCCACCAAGACACACAGCUUGGCAAUCUUUCUACUGCCUUACUGUUUGGUUUUUCUCCCACUGCGGUCUCUGGUUUUAGCAUGUCACUUGCUGAUGCUGGAUAUAUCUUUAUUUCUACUGUGAUUUCUGUAUCCGUGCAUGAAUUUGGGCAUGCCCUUGCUGCUGCAUGUGAGAGCAUACAGAUGGAGUACAUUGCGAUUUUUAUUGCAGCUUUAUUUCCUGGUGCUCUGGUAGCUUUCAAUUACGAGUUUCUGCAAGCAUUACCGCAGCUUACUGCCCUUCGUGUAUAUUGUGCUGGUGUGUGGCACAAUGCAGUGUGUUGUGUAGCUUGUGGAUUGGUGCUAUUCCUCUUGCCCAUGAUCUUGUUUCCCUUCUACAUAUAUGGUGAAAGCCCCAUGGUUUUGGAUGUAUCUUCUACAUCACCUUUGUCUAGGUAUUUGUCUCCUGGGGAUCUUAUUAUGUCACUAGAUGGCGUUCGCAUCCAUAAUUCACAAGAGUGGAUGGAGAUGACUUCUUUGAUAGAUAAAAUGGCACUUCAAAGUACAAACCAUUCCAAAUAUGAUGAAGGCUUUGGGAGAGUCAAUGGCAUAAAAGGAUAUUGUGUCCCCAAUAUUAUGAUAGAAGAUAACCAGAAGAUUCAAUCAGUAGGCAACUAUUCUGCUUGUGCUGAGGAUCUUACUGCCUUUGAAACCAUUCCCUGUCAUGAUAUGAGAAUGUCAAAUAUUGGUGGUGGUGAAGAUGGUCAUCCAAAGAGAAGAGAGAAUACUUACUGCUUGGAUGCUAAGGACAUUGUCAAGCUUAACAAAUGUGGUGAUGGAUGGGAAAUAAUAACUAAUGGAAGCAGCUGCAUAUGUUCACUGGAUGAGUCUUGCUUGAGUCCACUUCAGAUGCCGGGUUUGUGCUGGGUUGAGAUCACAUUCUCAAGAUCCCUUUCUGCAGAGUGCUUGCAACUUGGAAGAAAUUCAUUUUCAGAUUCCAAGACUUCUGAUCUUAUAGAAUCCAAUUGUCGUGGGAGUUUUGUUUUUGUUGGUGAUGUAAUAUCCAUGGCUCGUUCAGUUCGUUUAACUGCUUAUCAACCUCGUUGGGCAUUUCAUAUUGGUAGAGAUCUUCCAGAUGUGCUGGAAAGGGUUCUGAUGUGCACAUUCCAUGUCUCUCUAACACUAGCUCUUCUCAAUAGCUUGCCAGUCUACUUUCUGGAUGGAGAAUCUCUUCUUGAGGUGGCCCUGUGCCAUUUCACUUCACUCAGCUCAAGGAAGAGAGAAAAGGUUCUUAAAGUAUGUCUUUUGGGAGGGACUCUGAUUUCUAUCCUUGUCUUUGUGAGAAUCUUCUUCAGUUUUAUGUAAGCCAAAGGUAAAAUGUAUGUUUUGCUUUUUUCUCAAAAUUAAAUGUCACCUCAUUAGCUUUACUGUUGACUUUGCUUUGGCAUGCGUCUAUUUAGAAGAAUGCCAGAAUAUGGUUUAAGUGCUUACACGAUGAAAGCUAUACUAAAUGCCAGAAUAUGGUAGUGCUUACACGAUGAAAGUUAUACUAAAAUUUGUUAACCAAUUUACGGAAGAAAUUGUGCUCUUUCCUAAGGAUUCUUAAAAGUUUUGAAUGACGCAUAGCAUCAAUCAGGGACUUUAAUAAUGGAUAAUGACAAGGGUUUAGAAUAAUGAUUUUUUCGUUGUCAACAUUCAUCCUUGUCAAUGCACAAUCUCUACAAGAUCUUUUGAUGUCUAGAAAUUGCCACACAAUGAGAGGAAGGAGUACUCCUUAACACCUCAACUUUGUGAUGAAAUUUAUCACAUCCUUUUGGACUUUCUGGUGAUGUGAACAGUUAGGCUACUAGCUUUAGAGGCCAGAUUUGGUGCAAUGGUAAGUGCCUUCUGUCCAAGCAAUGUGUUCUGGGUUCAAGCCAGGAAUCAACCCAUCCAAACUUAGGGUAAUGCUGCCUACCAAUUAUUUCUAUAAGACGACCACAAAAUCCACGACCAUUUUUGUUACAACUUGAAAUUGUAUUAAUCUACUAACAACUAAAAAUAAUUUAAUCAACAAUUAACCAUUAAUCAAUUUCCUUAAAAGAUUAAGAGUUCAAUUUGGUAAUGCCAAUUAGGAGGACUUUCUACACAGAAAAAGGGCCAAGGAUAAGAAAGGGAAAAACAUCAAUCCAGACUUGCAUUAAGAUAACUGAAUUGAUCAAAUCUCCCUCAAAUUUAAGUACAAUCAAAUAUCUUCAAAAAUUACAAUUUAUUAUUAUUUCACAAGUACAGUCCAUGUCUAAUGAAGAGGUUGUUUUUUUUGUUUUGUUCUAAAGCUUUUGAUCUCAAAUGUUACAAUCGGUUGUCCUCUCUUCUGGCAGUUCUGUUUGAUUUCUUGUACAUGUCACCUUGAGGUUGCUUUAGUUUUCUGUUUUGGUUAACCAUGUGGUAACUCCUGACUGGCUAAUAUAUUCAUCAUGACUGUUGAUUUACACUCCCCCUUCUCCCCCACCAACCAAAAAAAAAACUUUGCAACUGUAACUCUGUAAUUAUUACAUAUGUUAUGAAGGAAACAAGAACGAAACAAUACACUUUGUUUAUCCAUCUUACGUGCACUUGAGUCUUUACCUCCUAGGUAAUAUGAAAUAGUAGUAAGGAAAAAGGCAAAGGAACAUAAUAUGCUUUUAAACGCUUCGCUCGCUAAACAUUUUUGAGCAUUUGCUUUAACUAUAUCCGUUCAAGAUCCCAACAGAGAUAUACAACUGUACGAUGUAUAGCAAUCCAUUUAUUAUUUAACUGGUAUAUAAUGAGUUGUAUGUUUAUGUGGCUUUGUUAAUUAUAAUAUGGACUUGAGAAAAAAAAUCUCAUUGGACAUGGAAAAGUCCUUUGCAACUCGAAAUGGAAUGGCUCAUUAUACAUGCUUGUACCUUCACAUUACAAAGGAUAUUUUCAGCAAUAAUUCUUGCAAUGUAACAGAAAGAAAAUUCUCUCACGGGUAUGCUUUUCCUUUAUUGAACAAUGAAUUAUAUAAUGGUUACAGGUUUGCUCAUUGCCUAUGGACUUUAUUGUUUAGCUUGACUCCAUCUUUCUAAAAACUAAUGACACUGGGUAGACUCUUUUCCUUGUAGUCGGUGUCUAUCAUGUUCUGUUGUAGCCAUUUGGUGUUUGAAUGGUCUAUGAGGUGAUUGCACAGUAUUUAGCUAGGUCCCCAUCAUUUUUAUCACUAACCCAGUAAUGAUGACAUGCAUUCCUUGUAGUCUAUAAGUCUAGCAUGGUUUGUUGUUUCUAUCUGGUAUUACCUUAUCUUUUUGUAGAAGUGUAAAAAGUUUAAAGGCAAUAAUAGCUUGAAUAAGCAAAUUUUAGAACGAGGUGGAACCCUGCAAGGUGUCUACUGCCUAGUCAAAGGAGAGACUUGAAGGCAUACUGGCAAGUGAUACCUAGCAAGGCCGGUGAUGAAAAGGUAGCAUUGCAGAAAACACCUAAUUGUGUCAUGCGUGGGCGAACGUCACAGGACAUACCCAAACAGCAGAGAUUUGACAAAGGAUUAAUACCUCAAGUACACAACAAAUCUAUGCAUUGAGAUACUAUGCCAGGCCUCAUUUAAGCAAUUUGCCUGUUUUAUGGGUUGGAAGUAGGAACCUACCCAUUAUGUCAUAGAUGCUGUGUAUGAAUUAUUCACUUUUAUUAUUAUUGAUAAAUCAGUAGUUGGAGUGCUAGAUAAAUUUUGUUGAA